This is a messenger RNA of Electrophorus electricus (electric eel), 5570 nucleotides long. RefSeq names its product DEP domain containing 5, GATOR1 subcomplex subunit (gene depdc5). Gene Ontology annotation, biological process: intracellular signal transduction; positive regulation of autophagy; negative regulation of TORC1 signaling. The record is from RefSeq and is a predicted model, not a curated record. NCBI's taxonomy places the organism in Eukaryota, Metazoa, Chordata, Actinopteri, Gymnotiformes, Gymnotidae. Gene Ontology annotation, cellular component: lysosomal membrane; GATOR1 complex. Gene Ontology annotation, molecular function: GTPase activator activity.
UGUUAUUAUCGGAUUUGCCGAGUGGACGGAGUAGCCUGAAAACUGGAGUACCAGUAUAAAUGUGCAAUGGGGUCCCAGUAAGCCGUUUUGGGAUAGAUGUUAGGAUAAACUAGGCUUAGCUGAAGCAAAGUGGCGCUUGACGUGUGUAGCGAAGGCAGCAGCUUCGUGUAUCUGCUGGUGUUGGCUAGUUCGCUGUAGCUGCGGAGCCCUGCAGACUUCGGGCCGAUUAACCCGGAGUUCACGUUUAAGUGUUUUCAUAACGGCGAGUAGUUGUUAUUUCGUACAUGUUGUAUGAGAGCGGUGCAGCUUUACUUAGAUUGUUAUGUAGCAGUGUGCAAUCUUCCUGGGCCGCAGAGACUUGUGUUCUGUAAACAGACUGUGAUCACUAAGUUCUGAUGCUGGUCAUUACAUUUAAAGCAUUUAUCUGAUCAUUAGCUGGGAGGUCUGGUAAAGGUUUGCAUCCUGUAGCUAAAAUGACGGUUACCACGAAGACAAAAACCUACAAGCUUGUAGUCCACAAGAAGGGCUUUGGAGGGAGUGAUGAUGAGCUGAUGAUGAACCUAAAGGUGUUCCCUCAGGUUAAACUGGGUGACAUCAUCGAGAUUGCGCACCCCAACAAUGAAUACAGCCCUCUUCUUCUCCAAGUCAGAAGUUUGAAGGAAGACUUGCAGAAAGAGACGAUCAGUGUGGACCAGACUGUUGCUCAGGCCUUCAAGUUGCGCGCAUAUCAGGACGUCAUUAUUAACAUCGUGGACCCUAAGGAUGUGACCCUUGAUCUUGUGGAGCUCACCUUCAAAGACCAGUACAUCGGGCGAGGAGACAUGUGGAGACUCAAGAAGAGCCUGGUGAGCACAUGUGCAUAUGUGACACAGAAAGUGGAGUUUGCAGGGAUCAGGGCCCAGGCGAGUGAGCUGUGGGUGAAAGGGGAAAAGGUCACAUGUGGCUACAUCAGCGAGGACACACGGGUGGUGUUCCGCUCCACCUCAGCUAUGGUCUACAUCUUCAUCCAGAUGAGCUGUGAGAUGUGGGACUUUGAUAUCUAUGGCGACCUCUAUUUUGAAAAAGCCGUUAAUGGAUUCCUCUCAGAUCUGUUUGCUAAGUGGAAAGAGAGAAACUGCAGCCAUGAGGUGACAGUGGUGUUGUUCUCACGUACCUUCUACACCGCUAAAUCUCUGGAUGAGUUUCCUGAGAGCCAGAGGGGGUCAGUUCGGCAGGAUCAUGAGGGACGCUUCUAUGAGGAUUUCUACCGGGUCGUGGCACAGAACGAGAGACGUGAAGAGUGGACGUCUCUGCUGGUUACCAUCAAAAAGCUCUUCAUUCAGUACCCUGUGCUGGUGCACCUUAAAGGAGCAGAUGGUUUUCCCUGUGGCCAGAACUCCACUGCUGCUCAGGGGAACUAUCUGGAAGCCAUCAACCUGUCCUUUAACGUCUUUGACAAGCAUUACAUCAACCGCAACUUUGACCGCACUGGCCAAAUGUCGGUGGUCAUCACACCAGGAGUGGGCGUGUUCGAGGUGGACCGCCUUCUCAUGAUCCUCACCAAGCAGCGCAUGAUUGACAACGGUAUUGGUGUGGACCUGGUGUGUAUGGGAGAACAGCCCCUCCACGCUGUUCCACUCUUUAAGCUGCACAACCGCUCCCUACCUGGAGACUCAAGGCUAGACGACUACAACCUGCCCCACUGGAUCAACCACAGCUUCUACACAUCGAAGAGCCAGGGCUUAUGCAACAGUUUCACUCCUCGAAUCAAACUCGCCAGUCGAAAGGUUCAUGCUGAGAAGAACAGCAAAGAUCACUCUCUUGGGGCUCCCAAGGAUUCUGAGAACAGCCUUCCCAUCCAGGUGGACUACGAUGCCCACGACGCGCAGGUCUUCAGACUUCCUGGACCGUCAAGAGCCCAGAGGAGCACCAACUUCAGGUCAGGGAGAGACAGGGAUGCGGCCACCAGGAAAAGCUGGGGCUCAGCAGAGGUGAGCGGGACGGCUGCCGGCUGCUCUCCCCCUGUGCGUCCAGCAGGGGGCAGCGAGGAGCAGCGGAGUCUGGCGUCCGAUGACAGCCUGGGCCACGUCUCCAACAUCCUGCCCAUCCCACGACAGGUGCAGGCACAGGGCCAGUACGAGGUCAGCAGCUCCCUUGGCUACACCAGCUGCACCAGAGAGCUGUUGGAGAGGAUGGUGGGGUCCCAGCGGGACUCGAGCGCCCCGGGCCGGUUCACGGUGGGCAGUGCUGAGUCUAGCCUGCAUGUGCGGCCCGGGGGCUACACGCCCCAGAGGGCACUCAUCAACCCCUUCACCCCGUCACGUAUGCCCAUGAAGCUCACGUCCAACCGCCGCCGAUGGAUGCACACAUUCCCUGUGGGCCCGUCCGGCGAGGCCAUCCAGAUCCAUCACCAGACCCGGCAGAACAUGGCCGAACUGCAGGGCAGCGAGCGACGAGACCCUGCCCACACCUCAGCAGAACUGCUGGAACUGGCCUAUCACGAGGCCACAGGCAGGCGAACAGCCUUGCGUCAGACUGGAGAGAAUGGGCUGUAUAUUAGCGGAGGGCCCGACGACCUCUCUGGUAGUCCAGCCAGCAGCAAUAGUACAGGUACACCCAUGAACCGUAGCUCUUCCGAAGAAUAUUCUAGUAGCCCAGACCCAAUCCUGCAGCUGUCUGCACCCCCGACAGUGCCUAGUUUCUGCUGUACGGUUGGGGUGGACUGGAAGUCUCUGACCACGCCUGCCUGUCUCCCUCUCACCACCGACUACUUCCCCGACCGGCAGGCCCUGCAGAAUGACUACACAGAGGGCUGCUAUGACCUGCUCCCCCACACAGACCUGGAGAGGCGUGAUGAUGACGCUCCCAUAAUGACUGCGCCGCGCGUGUUUGAGGAGUUCAUCUGUCAGAGGCUGAUGCAGGGCUAUCAAAUCAUCGUCCAGCCCAACAACAGGAAAGCCCCCCCACCGUAGCCCCCGCCUCUUAGCAGUAGCCCCCUCUAUUCCCGAGGCCUGGUGGCUAGGCGGAAAGCAGAAGAGGAGGAGAGUCUGUACUGGUUGAGCAUGGGCCGAACCUUCCAUAAAGUCUGUCUGAAAGACAAGAUCAUCACCGUCACCCGUUACCUGCCCAAGUAUCCAUAUGAGUCAACACAGAUCCAGUACAGUUACAGUCUGUGCCCCCCCCACGCCGGCGGCUGCUUCCUGCCAUGCUGGGUGGAGUUCAGUCAUGAGCGUCUGGAGGAGUACAAGUGGAACUACCUGGACCAGUACAUCUGCUCUGCCGGCUCGGAGGACUUUAGUCUUAUCGACUCACUGAAGUUUUGGCGCACCCGCUUCCUGUUGCUGCCCGUGGGCGGGGCCAAGCGAGUGGCAGAUGGUGAGGGCCACUGGGACGUGUAUGGGGACGGGCCGGGGGCGGGUCGAGAUGGAUCAUCGGAGUGCACCCUUCUUGAUGGGUUCAUCCGCUUCCUGGAGGGACUGAACAGGAUCCGCAGACGGCAUCGAUCUGAUCGCAUUAUCCGGAAAAGCGCGAGUAUGAAAGGCCUGCAGGUGACGGGCCCACUGUCUCCUUACACCCCAGAGCCUAUAGCGCCCCCCCUGGUCAAGAAGGGUGCUUCAGCCCUCUCCACACUGCUGGAGCUGGACCAGACCAACAAAUCUUUGGAGGAGCAGGUUGUGGCUCAGCAUGGGGUGGGUAAACCUGGCACCCCCUUCAGCGACGCUGCCACCGUUGCCAUGGCAACCACCUGCGUAGACAGUCCUCGGAAGGAAGCUGCCUUCAUGUUGGAUUUUAUUCGUAGCCCUCGUUCCUCUCAGAUGCUUGCUGAGUUACCUGUUGCCAAUCCUGCUGAUUCUGGGUUAAUGGACAAAGGAGGGAGCCAACCAAGUGAGAGGACAGCUGGGGGUGGAGCUACAGGAGACCCAGGCUUGGCCAGUACCACUGACACAGGGGGACAGCAGGGCUGUCCGAGUCUGUCAUCGUCUUCCACUCUGCUGGAGAUUCUGGAGGCCAUCAAACACCCAGUCACUGGAGUGCAGUUGUUGUCGGAGCACAAGGGUCUGCCACCCAGCUGUUUCAUAAGCUCUGAUGUGGUACACUGGCUGGUGCACACAGUGGAGAAUGUGUCCACGCAGGGUGUUGCCGUGGAGAUCAUGCAGAAAAUGCAGGAUGAAGGUCUGAUUUCUCACGCGUCAGGUGACGCCAUGCGAACCUUCAUCUAUGGUUUCUACCUCUACCGGAUUGUAGACAAGGAGAGUGAGAAGGGCCCCACCGCCCAGCUGCCACCAGGGGGCACUAGCGUGUGGUCGACCGCGGCGCUGGAGGACUUCGCGCUCUUCCAGAGGAAGUGGUUCGAGGUGGCAUUUGUGGUGGAGGAGCGGCGGCCCUGCGACCUGCCGUCGUUCCUGUUGCCAUGGCUACCCAGCCGGCCGGCAUCGUACGCAAGUAGGCACAGCUCCUUCAGCCGCAGCUUCGGAGGACGCAGCCAGGCCGCCGCCCUGCUAGCCUCUUCAGUUCCUGAGCAGAAGACGGUCACCUUGGAUGUGGACGUCAACAACCGCAGCGACCGCACAGAAUGGUGUAGCUGCUAUUACCACGGCAACUUCUCACUCAACUCAUCUUUUGAAAUCAAACUGCACUGGAUGGCUGUCACAGCAGCUGUGCUCUUCGAGAUGGUCCAGGGCUGGCACAGGAAGGCGGCGUCGUGUGGUUUCCUCCUGGUGCCUGUGCUGGAGGUGCCGUUUGCUCUACCCUCCUACCUGUAUGGUGACCCUCUGCGCGCUCAGCUCUUCAUCCCCCUGAACAUCCAGAGUCUGCUCCGCGAGGCCACCGACAACCUCUUCGAAGGGUUUGAACCGGAGACAUACUGGGACAGGAUGCAGCUCUUCCAGGAGGCUAUUCUCUACAGGUUUGGGUUUGUCCAGGACAAGUUUUCUGCAUCAAACUUCAACUUCCCUGCUGAAAACAAGCCACAGUACAUUCAUGUCACAGGGACGGUCUUCUUGCAGUUGCCCUAUUCUAAGAGGAAGUACUCAAGCAGUCAGCAGCGCAGACGCCGGAACUCUGGCUCGUCGGCCUGCCAGGGCCUGUUUGGCGGUGAGGAGAGGGUGGGCUACUACUGGGCCUACAACACCAUGCUGACAAAAGCGUGGCGCACCAGCCUGCUGGGCGACGAGAAGCUGGCUGAUCGCCUCCUCCGAGACUUCACCGACUUCUGCUCCAACAAGGACAACCGCCUGGUUGCCUUCUGGGACAGCUGUGUGGAGAAAAUGAACUCCAGUGCCCCCUGACAGAGCUACCAAGAGAGGAGGCGGGGAGGGGAGUGAUGGAAAGGCACACUGCAGGGGCUUGGGACUUGGUAUGAGGACAGAGUUUUGCUUUGGUUGAGAACUGCUGCUGUUGGCUUAACUCCUCCGUAGGGACGUGUGUGAGGUCCCGGUGCACGGAUCUCUGUUUCUCUUAAUAAUGAGAUAAUGGCUAACAGGCUGGCUGUGGGGACCAAUCAGGAGUGGCCUCAGUCAGUAUGUGAGUUCACGAGUGCCGCUUUAAUAUCUAAAGUACCGCCUAGAAAAAUAAAGAACUAAUUGAACAUC